AUGGGAGGUCGUCGAAGUCAAGCUCUUCGACUUGAAGGUCGUCGAAGCCAAGGACGUCGAACUGGCGGUUGGCGAAGCCAAGGAGGCGAACUGGCGGUUGUCAAAGCCGAGGAUGUCAAAUUGGAGGUCGUUCAAGUCAAGGUCGUCAAAUCAGAGGUCGUCAAAUUGAAGGUUGUCAAAUUGGAGGUCGUCGAAGUCAAGCUCUUCGACUUGAAGGUCGUCGAAGUCAAGGUCAUCGAAGUCAAGGUCGUCCAACUCGAGGUCUUUGAAGUCAAGGUCGUCGAAGUCCACGUCGUCGAACUGAAGAUUGACAAAGUCAAGAUCUUCGAAGUCAUGGUCACCAAAGUCGAGGUCGUCGAGCUGAAGUUUGCCAAAGUCAAGGUCGUCAAAGUCAAGGUAACCGAAGUCGAGGUCGUCGAAUUAGAGGUCGUCAAAGUCAAGAUCUUCGACUUGGAGGCUGCCCAAAUCAAGGUCGUCGAAUUAGAGUUUGUCGAAGUCGAAGUCUUCGAAGGCAAGGUAACCGAAGCCGGGGACGUCGAAUCGGAGGUCGUCGAAUGGGAGGUCGUCGAAGUCAAGCUCUUCGACUUGAAGGUCGUCGAAGUCAAGGUCAUCGAAGUCAAGGUCGUCCAACUCGAGGUCUUUGAAGUCAAGGUCGUCGAAGUCCACGUCGUCGAACUGAAGAUUGACAAAGUCAAGAUCUUCGAAGUCAUGGUCACCAAAGUCGAGGUCGUCGAGCUGAAGUUUGCCAAAGUCAAGGUCGUCAAAGUCAAGGUAACCGAAGUCGAGGUCGUCGAAUUAGAGGUCGUCAAAGUCAAGGUCGUCGAACUGAAGUUUGCCAAAGUCAAGGUCGUCAAAGUCAAGGUAACCGAAGUCGAGGUCGUCGAAUUAGAGGUCGUCAAAUUCAAGAUCUUCGACUUGGAGGCUGUCCAAAUCAAGGUCUUCGAAACGGCGGUUGGCGAAGCCAAGCUUGUCAAAUUAUAG
Molecule: messenger RNA, 981 nt
Organism: Hyaloperonospora brassicae
Lineage: Eukaryota; Oomycota; Peronosporomycetes; Peronosporales; Peronosporaceae
Source: the annotation of a GenBank genome assembly